UUAGCUCCACCUUUUGCAAGUUUCACCAUGGCGGAGACUGGCAAGGAGUUGGCUGUGGCCGAAGGGAACAAACAAGAGAGGCAGUUCAAAGCUGAUCAACAGAAACCCUUAGAUACGCCCAGAACUCGUGAGGCCUGUCGCCGCUUGGGCCUGGUCCCGGAGGAUCUACAGAUCAGAUCUUUUGAAUCUUUCUUCAUCCCCGGAGAUCUCAAGGAGAAACAUCAGCUUCGCUUUGAACAUUAUGAGAAGAAACGGAAGGAGCGAUUUUCCCAAGUUCUUGCCGAGAGGGCCAAGGUCAUCGCCGAGAACGCCAAGAAGGGUGACCUUCCGGGUGCGCAAAGCGCGCAGUUCUUGUCCAUGUUGGAGUCGCUCUUUGAAAAAGAAGCCAAGCGAAUGGAGAUCGACAUGAAGGGGCAACUGCGACAACAUAGCUCCUUGGUCAAGGAGAACGAAGAGCAGAUCCGUAAGGAAGGGCAACUUCAAGAGAAGAUGCUGCAGGUGGACAAGAAGAGGGAAAUUGUCAUGCAGAAGCAGGAUGAGAGGGGCAAAAUGUCCAGGGAGUUGUUGGACAAGAAAAUCCUGCAAAACAAGGA
Molecule: messenger RNA, 593 nt
Organism: Cladocopium goreaui
Lineage: Eukaryota; Dinophyceae; Suessiales; Symbiodiniaceae
Source: the annotation of a GenBank genome assembly